Messenger RNA from Suncus etruscus (white-toothed pygmy shrew), 1030 nucleotides. Its product is annotated as zinc finger protein 726-like. Gene Ontology annotation, molecular function: DNA-binding transcription factor activity, RNA polymerase II-specific; RNA polymerase II cis-regulatory region sequence-specific DNA binding. The transcript is spliced from 4 exons. Gene Ontology annotation, biological process: regulation of transcription by RNA polymerase II; central nervous system development. NCBI's taxonomy places the organism in Eukaryota, Metazoa, Chordata, Mammalia, Eulipotyphla, Soricidae. Gene Ontology annotation, cellular component: nucleus. The record is from RefSeq and is a predicted model, not a curated record. The coding region runs from base 11 to 1030 and encodes 339 amino acids.
GAUAUGAAUAAUGGGAGAAGACUGGGCCCUCCACUUGCAAGAUAAACACCCUCCCCUCUGUGAAUAUGGAUCACCCAUUCAGGAUUUGGCAUUUCAGCAAUUAGCUUUUGGAAGCGGAUCUCCAAAUAGGAGCAAAAUGGGAAGCAGCCAGCCCCAGUGGGACGGGGGUGAUCCUUUGCUUUGGGAGUCAUUCUGCCUGCACCCUGAUGGAAAUGAACACUCAGGGGCCAUCUGUUGUGGACAGCCUGACAAGCACAUUCCCCAUGGAGUUGAGCCGCCCAAGUGUAAGCAGUGUUGGGGGGCCUUUCCAGGUGCUGAGCACCAUGAUGAGCCCUUGGACACUCCCAGUGUCCCACAGGAUCCCACUGACUGUCAUCAAGGUAGACAUCCAUCACGCCCAAGUGACCCUAAGGAAGUCCAGACACCAAAGAAACGUCAUAAAUGUCAGGAGUGUGGGAAGGCCUUCUUUCAGUCCUCACACCUUUCUGAACACAAGACAAUUCAUACAGGCGAGAAACCUUAUACAAGUCAGGAGUGUGGGAAGGCUUUCUCUCGAUCCUCAGUACUUUCUACUCACAAGAAAAUUCAUACACAAGACAAGCCUUAUACAGAUCAGAAGUGUGGGAAGGUCUUUAAUGACCCCUCACGCCUUCCUUGGCAUAAGAAAAUUCAUACAGGAGAGAAACCUUACACAUGUCAAGAUUGUGGGAAGACCUUCAUUCGAUCCAAAUCCCUUUCUGCUCACAAGAAUAUUCAUACAGGAGAGAAACCUUAUACAUGUCAGGAGUGUGGGAAGUCCUUUGCUCGAUCUUCAGUCCUUUCAACACACAAGAGAAUUCACACAGGAGACAAGCCUUACAAAUGUCAGGAGUGUGGGAAGGCCUUUAUUUCCCAUUCAAUCCUUAAUGGACACAAGAAAAUCCAUACGGGAAUCAAGCCGUAUGUAUGUCAGAUGUGUGGGAAGGCCUUCAAUCGAUCCACAAACCUUUCUGACCACAAGAAAAUUCAUACAGGAGAAAAAUUCAUAUAG